Messenger RNA from Scutellospora calospora, 873 nucleotides. Lineage: Eukaryota; Fungi; Glomeromycota; Glomeromycetes; Diversisporales; Gigasporaceae. The record is from the annotation of a GenBank genome assembly.
AUGCCUUCUAUGAAUAAGAAUAAAUUCAAAACUUAUGAUUAUAGACAUCCUCUUUAUAUCGGUGGUUGGAAAAAAAAUGUCGCGUAUAUAGAUAAAGACUUUGUCAAAGACAAUUUAGACGAACCUCAUAUGAAGAGAAACAUAACAAUUUUAAGCCAAUAUCCAGAAAUUGAAAUUUUAUAUGGAUAUGAUAGUAUUACCGUAGUAAUUGCCAUUGUCGGAACAAUAAUUCAAGUAAUAAUAGCAUAUGUAUUUGGUCGCUUGCUAGUCGACUGGAAUUUGACAAUGUUCAUUGUUUCAUAUAUCUUUGGAGGGUCUAUGACACAGAUUUAUAGUAUAAUAAUUCAUGAAACUACACAUAAUCUCGCGGCAAAAACAGAAUUUCAGAAUCGUCUCGUGGGUCUUAUCGCAAAUAUAGCAGUACCAAUACCUAUAGCCAUGUCUUUUCGUCGACACCAUUUAGAACAUCACGCUUUUCAAGGGGUAGAAGAUAAAGACCCUGACUUACCUUCGGAAUGGGAAAGAAACAUUCACCCGGUAGCAGCUCGUUUUAUCCAGGAGCAUUAUACGUUUGAUGAUGGUCAAGAAACUUAUUCCUAUUAUGGAAGCUUUAAUAAAAUAUUUAUGAAUAUUGGAUAUCAUACCGAACAUCAUGAUUUUACAAAGAUACCAUGGACAAGACUUCCUAUAGUUCACAAAAUUGCAACUGAAUAUUACGAUAACCUUGCUUAUCACACGUCAUGGUUUAUGGUAAACUGGAAUUUUAUCACGCAACGUCAGUUUGGGCUACAAAGUCGUUUAAAAAGAAGUGUUGAAGCACAUGAAAAAGGUCGAAAAAUGGUGAAAUUUUUAAAAAGAGCUUUAAAUUCAUAA